Messenger RNA from Jaculus jaculus (lesser Egyptian jerboa), 2500 nucleotides. RefSeq names its product male-specific lethal 3 homolog. The coding region runs from base 633 to 1697 and encodes 354 amino acids. The record is from RefSeq and is a predicted model, not a curated record. Gene Ontology annotation, biological process: regulation of DNA-templated transcription; chromatin organization. The transcript has 2 exons. Lineage: Eukaryota; Metazoa; Chordata; Mammalia; Rodentia; Dipodidae. Gene Ontology annotation, cellular component: MSL complex; NuA4 histone acetyltransferase complex; nucleus.
GUGACACCGAGACUACAGUCGCGGUUCGGUGGGAUUCGCGGUGCAACUCCCGGGGCCCAAGCGGCGUGAGCGUGGGCCGUAUCCGCCAGCGGGUCUCACAGUGUAGCCAGGCUAGGCUUGAACUCAGGAUCUUCAUGCUUCCAGAGUGCUAGGAUUACAGACAUGUGCCCUCAUGCCUGAAUAUGAUAGUGAUAUUUUAAAAACCAUAAUGAGUGCUUCGAACCUGACUCUACCAAGUGAGUGUUGUGCAGUGCCAAGAUGUCAUUGUUGCUGUGGGUAAAGAUGAAAGAAGCAGAAAGAUCCCAGAAUGUCUAAUCCAUUUUAAUGGUCCUGACAGAAGCCGGGAUAGAUGGGAAGCUGAAGUGCUUUGUGAUGUGGAUGAAAGUCGCAGGUUAGAGCGUAAAUUGGCAAGAAAAGCAGUAGCUCACCUAGGAAGCCGGAAUGAAAGAAAAAGUGCUGCAGGUUGCUUGGAAUUGACUGGCUUACAAAGCCAUUCUGUUGAAGAAAUAACGAGAAUGAUGGAAACCCAAUAAGCAGUUCCUGUCGUGACAGCGGUGAAGUAAGUAAAGACAGUGACACUGAAGAAAAGACUGAAGUGAGAGCAAGAACUGGAACCACAAGCAGAAAGGAAAAUGGAAGAAAGAACCAUCACAAUUGACAUCCCUGACAUUCUCAAGAAGCAGCUUGAGGAUGAUUGCUACUACAUUAACAGGAGGAAACGGUUAGUGAAACUUCCGCGACAGACCAACAUCAUUACUAUUUUAGAGUCCUAUGUGAAGCAUUUUGCUAUCAAUGCAGCCUUUUCAGCUAAUGAGAGGCCUCGUCACCAUCACAGUUUGGUCCACACCCACAUGAAUGUGCAUUAUAUCCCAGCUGAAAAGAAUGUUGAUCUUUGUAAGGAGAUGGUGGAUGGAUUAAGAAUAACCUUUGACUAUACUCUCCCACUGGUUUUGCUUUACCCACAUGAGCAAGCUCAGUAUAAAAAGGUGACUUCAUCCAGAUUUUUUCUUCCAAUUAAGGAAAGUGCCACCAACACUAGUAGGAGUCAGGAGGAGCUGCCUCCCAGCCCACCAUUGUUGAAUCCAUCCACACCUCAGUCCGUGGAGAGUCAGCCUACUACUGGGGAACCAGUCACUCCCAAGAGGCGCAAAGCUGAACCGGAAGCAUUGCAGUCCCUGCGGCGUUCCUCACGUCACAGCAACUGUGACAGGUGGUCUGAGAGCAGCACAUCACCCCAGCCCAAGCGCCGACAGCAGGACACGUCCACUGGCAUGCCCAGACUCUUCCUGCACUUGGAAAAGAAGACACCUGUGCACAGCAGAUCAUCUUCCCCCAUUCCUCUUACUCCAAGUAAGGAAGGGAGUGCUGUGUUUGCUGGCUUUGAAGGGAGAAGAACUAACGAAAUAAAUGAGGUCCUUUCUUGGAAGCUUGUGCCCGAUGAUUAUCCCCCAGGAGACCAGCCCCCUGCUCCCUCGUAUAUUUAUGGGGCACAACAUUUGUUGCGAUUGUUUGUAAAACUUCCAGAAAUCCUUGGAAAGAUGCCCUUACCUGAGAAGAAUUUGAAGGCUUUACUGAAGCAUUUGGAUCUCUUUCUAAGGUUUUUAGCAGAAUAUCAUGAUGACUUCUUCCCAGAGUCAGCAUAUGUGGCUGCUUCUGAGGCACACUACAGCACCAAGAACCUCAGGGCAAUGUACUAAAGUUCUGGUGCUACAAGAGUAGCUGCUUUGUCUUUGUGCUUUGGGUUCCAGGUUCCAGGUGGACCAAUGAGAUGAUGGGCCUUCUCUUCAGGGUGUACCAACGAGCACUCCCUGGAGCCUCCAACAGGCAGACAGGCUCAGUUUGAGUUUUUUAUGUUUUGUAGUUAUUUCUGUUAUGAGUUAAUUCCUGAGCUGGAUGUGGUGAAUUAUGCUUUGUAAUCCCAGCACCAGGGAGGAUCAUGAGUUCUAGGUCAGUCUAGGCUCCAUAGUGACACUCUGCCUCCAAAGUGAAGAGUAAAUAUAAGUUAAAAUACUAAUUAUUUCCAGAGUGCCUGGAUAUGUUCUUAUAUAAUGCUCCAUAGGCCAUCUGUGAUACUAGGCAAAGAACAGCUGUAGCUGUGCCCAUAGUGAAACAUUUAUGAAAGUAUAUGUAGGGCACGCUGUUUUGGUAGAUAAUUGUAGUUGGUUGUUAGCAAGAACCAUGUUUACUAUGUUAACAUUAAACAAAUGUUCUUGAAAACUGUUUUCAUUCAUAGGGCAAAUUUAGUUUCAGGGGUGGGGUGGUAAAAAGUUUUUAGCUUGUGUUUGGAAAGUGGUCAGAGUAUUUUAGAGGAAAUUGAUAUUGAUGGUGAAAGAGAUUGCUGAUAACAGUUCCCACUCCAUGAAAUGCAAUUUUUGGUUAUGUAAAUAAAACGUUGCUUUUCUUGUUUGAAAUUUUACAGCUACAUUUGGCUUUAUAAUGUUAACAGUCCUUUUCUAUGAAAUGUUAUUUUGGGUCAUCUAAAUAAAGCAUUGUCUUGUUU